Ciona intestinalis (vase tunicate) is the source of this 1096-nucleotide messenger RNA. RefSeq lists its product as uncharacterized. Lineage: Eukaryota; Metazoa; Chordata; Ascidiacea; Phlebobranchia; Cionidae. The record is from RefSeq and is a predicted model, not a curated record.
UGUUAGUUUAUGGCCCGGUCGACGUUGGGCUCGGUUUUUGUAUUUCGGCCUUCCAUAAUAAUCACUGGAACGGAACCCAUGUAAACCGAUGACCUACCGUUGCCAAACAUUUAUGGCCUACUAAAUAUGUAUUGAGUAGCCGUGGUGCAUCAUACAUUGCAUCAUUUCUAAACUGUUACUUUACGCGACGUUCUCCUCGCGAUUGUUCCUCCGUGACGUCACAAGCACCACUCAUGCGAGGUUCGCUACAAGUACUAUGACGUCACAGUGCAUGGGGGACGGGGUGGGACGUGAUUGGUGGAUAAGGAAUCUAAUGUUUGCUUUGCAAUUGACAUGGAAAUGAUAUAUAACCAACAUAUACACUGUGUAUAUGAUCAGUAUUUAACAAUAGAUAUGUCAACCUUGGUCAAAGCAUCCGUGUGGUUUUUACUCGUAGUUUUGGCUGCUGGGAGUCUUAACGACUUCCUUCAGUCUUCCAUGAUUGAUGCGGGAAUCAUAAGCAAGCAAAUUACUUUUAAAGAUGCAUGUAAACUUCAAAUUCUCCCAAAAUGGUUCGAAGAAACUUUGGGCUGCGAAGAAAAAAAGCAACCAAAAGUGGCGUCACCUGUAAGCCAUAAACCGAAACCAAAAUUGAAGUUGAACUUGGGCGGGGACACUUUAAAAAAGUUUAAAUUUGAGGCAAGAGACAAGACGCCUAUAGAAAAGCUGACUGGACUCAUAAACGAUGGUUUUGCAUAUGUGCAGCGACUUAUUUUGCCUGAAAACUUUGUCAUGCCUUGUUUGAUUGGGGACUGUAAUAUGGACAAGAAAAUAAAACUGGAAAAAGAGAAGUAUGAGAACUUAUUGUCGAAAAAGGACCAAGUACAUCCUCCGGACGAAGAGGCACCUAAACCGACCGAACCCAACUCAGAGGACAGCACUGGAAAUACUUAGUGUUUUGUAAAGCGUUUUAGUUAUCAGUCAUUUUUUACAAUGGUUUCAGAUAAUAACCUAACUAUACACACGAAGCCUUGGUCCACAGAAAUAUUUUAUAAGAUAAAUUGUUUACGUUUCUUUUUUGGUUUACCAAUACAAAGAAUUGGUUGUUUGGAUUUUA